This is a messenger RNA of Poeciliopsis prolifica (blackstripe livebearer), 2609 nucleotides long. It is a transcript of the gene rtn2b, whose product is annotated as reticulon 2b. The record is from RefSeq and is a predicted model, not a curated record. NCBI's taxonomy places the organism in Eukaryota, Metazoa, Chordata, Actinopteri, Cyprinodontiformes, Poeciliidae. The transcript is spliced from 7 exons. Bases 78 to 716 code for a protein of 212 amino acids.
GCCAAAAAAAGCUUGGGGGUGCAAGCCAACGGUGGAAGCUCAGGGAAGAGAGGGGAGCAAGCAGGACCGCCGCCGAAAUGGCCUCCAAACUCAUGGAUCUGGUGUAUUGGAGGAACAUGCGGUGGACCGGUGUGGUGUUUACGGGCCUGGUGAUGUGUCUGGCCAGCCUCUUCCAGCUGAGCGCCAUCACUGUGCUCGCUCAUGUGUGCUUGGGUAUCAUGUGCAUCACCGCCACGCUCCGUCUUUACUAUAAACUGCUGGAAGUGCUGCACUGGAACCCUGGUGUUCACCCCUUUCAGUCGUAUUUGGAUUAUGACGGCUCUCUGACCGAUAAGGAGACGGUGAUGCUGGUCGAAGAGGUGGUGCUGCUGACUGCCUUUGCCAUCACAGAGAUUAAACGCCUUCUCUUCAUCGAGAACGUGAUAGACUCCAUUAAGUUUGUGUUGUUCCUCUAUCUGCUGACAUAUGUGGGCAUCGCCACCAAUGGGCUGACUCUGAUCAUAACUGCUGUGAUUGUGAUUUUCUCCCUUCCUCUGUUAUACAAAAAACAACAGGUUCGGAUAAGGAAGGUUGUCAGAGCGUUCAGAGCGUUUGUGAAGAAAAUCAGAAGUCUGUUUGACAGUUUGUAUGAGAUGGUGAGACCCUCUUCUGCCCCUGCCUCCAAACCGGCACCCCCAGCUGCUCCCGCCAUCAAACAGAAACCCAAGUCCAAGUAACGUUUUGGUUGCACACUGAAGGGAUUUGGGAUUUAGAAAACGUUCGUCCUCUGUGGGGCCGCCGGUGGGGCUGCUCAUUUCCAUCUCUCCACUGUGAUUGUUUAUGGGAGCAAGAUUUAAUUGAUGCCGACAGCAGAAACAAAGCUGCCUUUCACACACAGAGAGGGACGGGCGGAUGAUGAAGUGGGAAAUGUUAUUUACUGAGAUGUAGGCAACUGUAAUGUUACCAGUUGGUCAUUUUCUACAAAUGGUGACAGCAUACACCUUCAUAUAUAUACCUAUUAUCGAGCUCUAAACUUUAAGUUUAAACAAUUUUGGAAACACUAAAUAAAAAAAAAAACUAAUCACACUUAGCAAAUUUAUUUUAAUCAGGCUCUUUUUUUUCUUGCUUUAAUAAUUUUUAAUAUUAAGGAUUACUGUAAAGCAAUGAUUUUCAGUUAAAGCACUAAAUCCGAGGGAUUAGAUUCAUUCAAUUUGUUUAGAAAAGUGAACUUUAUCACUUCUGCCACAACUUGUAGUUCAACGUCUGAACACCAGGAGGCAGUGCUGAAAACAAUGCUGACAGAUCUACAAAAGUACUUGCUCUGAUAAUUACAUGAACAACAACAAACAAACCUGCCUCUCGAGAACAUCUCAGCAAACAAACAUUUACAUUUUAUAUAAUUCUAAUUCCUGGAUGGCUUUAUUUCAUGUGAAUAUAUUUAUACUUCUAAUGCAGUUGUUUCCAUAGAUAACCCACAGAAACCUUCCAGAAGAAGGACUAAAAUUGUUUUAAGUUUUUUUUUUUUUUUUUUCCAGCUGGAUCCCAGCUUGGAUCUCAAAAUGCUAAAGUCUUGAACUGUUUCACAUUUUGUCACGUCACAACCUCAGAUUUUUGCUUAUUUAAUUAGGAUUUUGUGAGACAGACCAACACCAAUCAGUGCAUAAUUGUGAAGUUGAAGGAAAACCAUACAAAGUCUUACAUGAAGCCGGUGUUGAAUGCAAAAUGUAAACUCCAUCUCAAGGGUUGCGCAUGUUGGUGGCAGCGUAAUGAUGUGGGAGUCAAGGGCGAGACUGAAAAUGGAUUUGUCUUUUUUUUCCCCAAAAUUUCAUUUCCUUUAUUUUUGGGAGCCGACGUAAAAUUUGAGUGACAGUUUGUAUCUGUCAACCAUUUUAAAAACCUUCCACUUCAAAAUAAUGCACUGUAGUUUCUAUUGAUCUCUAAUGUACUGUAAAACACAUCGACGCUUGUGACCUGGAUAUUUCCGCCCGUCGAAGGGGUACGCUCACUUCUAAAUCUAGUACAUGUGGGGACUUUUCUUACUGACAGCUAGCUGCCAACACUGAGCCAGUGUGUGGAUACUUCAGUGCAAUUUCCUUGCCAGAAACCUGCUUUACGCAUAUCAAAUCAAUGUGAAAACGAAGCUGCACUCAAACUGUUGUGUCUUAAUGAGCUGAAAUUACAUACAGUGUGUAGCAUAUAUCUACAUAUAUUCAAGUGAUGACGUUUUGUUUUUUUUUUCUGUCAUCACUUGUGAUGUGGGGAUCUAGAUCUGCAGACAUUUCGGCUCUCGGUGUUUUCAGUCGUCUCGUUUUUCCCUCGGCGCUUUCCAUUCAGCCUGCAUUUUCUUUACUUUUGGUGCCAUGGAAUAAAUAGAAAGUCCUGAAAGUUUGUUCGUGUUAAAUUGGUCGAAGUGGGCAUCGGUGUCAAUAAAUGUACAAUUAUAUACUGUAAAACUUGGUCGUGAUUUUAUAACAAUUUAAUCACUGCAGAUGUCAUCGCUGAUGUGACUUUUUUUGUUUUUGGUUUACAAUAUUUCUAUUGGUACUUACUAUUUGUAUUAUUUCCUAUUGGAAUGUUGCUCCCUAAUAAAAAAGAAAAGUAUUUGCUAUACAAGUGUGUUGUGCCUGUCA